Messenger RNA from Rhododendron vialii, 867 nucleotides. RefSeq lists its product as uncharacterized. The transcript is spliced from 2 exons. Bases 79 to 606 code for a protein of 175 amino acids. Lineage: Eukaryota; Viridiplantae; Streptophyta; Magnoliopsida; Ericales; Ericaceae. The record is from RefSeq and is a predicted model, not a curated record.
CGGAAUACAACCACAGCCUACAGUUGUGGAAAAAAAGGAGCUUUAGCACAUCGAAAGCUUUCCUCUUUACAAAAAAAAAUGGAGCGCUUCCGAUCGAACGAUUCCACCCACAUGGCAGACCCGAUCGAUCGACCUCAACCCAACCACCGCUCACAGACUAACCGCCAGUCUCUUAAAUACGCCUUUGACGCCGGAUUCCUUUCCGGCGCGCGCCCUUCCGACGCUCCAGACGCCGACGGAGACUCCGCAAGCCGGUCGAGUUCGGACUCGGAGAGCUCCGACUCGGACGGCGAGUCGAGCGGGCUGGACGACCUGGCGGCGAGUUUCCGAGUCGUGUCCGAGUUCGCGAUGAGAGCGGAGCGAGACGAGCUGGAGAUGGCCAAGGCGAGGGAGGCGUCGCGGCUGGCGGCGGAGAAGCGGCGUGCCGAGUUGGAGGCGGAUUUGACUCGGGUGGUGGUGCGGACGCAGUUGCAGGUCGCGGCGUCGUGCGCUCCGCGUGCGAGUUUGGGUCGGAAGAGAAAGCGAUCCGACGAAGUUCAUGAUUCGUCGAGUUCCCCCAGGGAAAGAGCCAUGUUGCUGAGUUUGCUCCAGUGCAAUCUGAUCUAGUGGGACUAUUCUAGCCGUGGGGAAGGGGAAAAUGGAAAAAGAAAAAGAAAAAUUAGCUUCGCAAAUUCCACUUUUGCCCUCUUCACAGUUGCCUUUCUCAGUUAUAUGUGUACACAUGGAAAUGCAUAAUAGUUGGAAAUGCUAUACUACUGUGCUUUGUAAUUUUAUUAUUCUCAGAAAAAAAGCAGCAGUGUAAUAUGUACUAUAUAGUUUUGUAUUGUACUUGUGUUAUAUAUAUAUAUCCACCAAACCAUUGUUCUA